ACACUCACUUCGAAGCAGUUCAUUCAAUUAAGUCAGAGACAAAUAAACAAAAAAAGGUAAGAUAAAACCACAAUGAACUCUGCGUAUUAUAAAAGUAACUUGAUAAUGCAAAUUUCUUAGUCUACGAAAUCCAUUACUGCGCCACAAUCUAUAUAGAAUAGUAAGCGCAGUAUAAAUCGAGCAAUGUAUCUAAAAUACGGUGAAAACUCACUUAAGUCACAUUAACAAGCAUCGAUGAUAUAACGUGUCCAAAUAACGUAGACCUUUCAAAUAGUUAGGUUACUUUGAGCUGAUCGAUCAUAUUCACUGGUUUUUGAUGAAAAAUAAAAUGAUAGGAAGUUACCUAAAAUUGGAAUGUACUAUGAUAGAGUAUAAAAUGCCGAGCUGGCUAUUGUGACAUUACUUUUACUUGUGACACCGGGGAACUAGCAACGAUGUGUGUUAUUCAGGCAUAUUUACUUAGCGCGCUUGUGGUGGUGUCUUCAGCCCAUUACGCCUGGGACCCGUACAUGCAGUACAGGCAGUACGCACAGGCACAGGCACAGGCACAGGCACAGGCUAGGCAAGACCAGGCAGAUCAACAGCUGCAGGCAUCAGACUACAGUGGCGGCUACGAACAAAACUCCGGGUCGGAUGGCCACGACUUCGGAGGCCAAGGUGACUACGGCGGCACUCAAGAUUUCGGUGGUCAUGGAUUUAGUGGGCACGACCUGAAGGCCCACUCAUAUCCAGUUCACCAACACGUGGAAGAAGAGAACCCAGAAGAGAUAAAGCAUUACAAGGAAGUCGUUGUACCAAUCCCUAAAAACGUAGAGUUCAAAAUCCACCAGCCUAUCCUCAUUCCGGUGCCGCAUCCCGUUCCUAUUCAAGUGCCAGUGCCAAAGGCGGUCGUAAUACCUAUUAUUAAAGAAAUUUCUAUUCCCGUUGAGAAGUCGGUACCGUAUCCCGUAGAGAAACAGGUACAUGUACCAAAAAUUAAGGAAGUGCCGUUCGAGGUAGUGAAGCAUGUUAUCGUGCCAGUUGAGAAACCUGUGCCUUUUAAAGUACCUGUUUAUGAAACCAUCAUACAUACUAAGAAAGGUUCCCAUAAGAUUUAAGCCGUCUGAUAAUUUUAGUUUUCUUCCCACCUCUUGGCUGAAACUAUGUACAUUCUUCUAAAUACUUAUAGAUACCUACCUACACUAAAUCUUUGCUUUGCUUAAAAAAUAAUGUUAUUAGCCGUUUGAACUGAAUUAUUUUAAUAGCUAUUAGAACAGGUUAAAUGCAUUAAACGUUAAAAUAUGAACCGAUAAAUCUAUUUGUGGGUGAAUGUGUAACAAUAUUAUUUAUUUCAUUACUUUCUAUUAAACCUAGUGCGUGACUUUCUUUUUGUGUACAAUAAUGUCAAUAAUAUAUUGUGAGUGUGAUUGUGUCAUGUUUGUGUAGAUAUUUAGUACUAAGAUAGAAUAUAAAACAUUGUUACUGUU
Messenger RNA from Cydia splendana, 1466 nucleotides. RefSeq lists its product as uncharacterized. Lineage: Eukaryota; Metazoa; Arthropoda; Insecta; Lepidoptera; Tortricidae. Bases 435 to 1097 code for a protein of 220 amino acids. The record is from RefSeq and is a predicted model, not a curated record. The transcript has 3 exons.